Salvelinus sp. IW2-2015 is the source of this 864-nucleotide messenger RNA. NCBI's taxonomy places the organism in Eukaryota, Metazoa, Chordata, Actinopteri, Salmoniformes, Salmonidae. The record is from RefSeq and is a predicted model, not a curated record.
AUGUACAACCACAAAGAUGGCUACAUCCCUACACUGGAUCCACAUGAGGAUGAAAGUGAUUAUGAGAACCCAAGCCUGGAUGAGGAUGUAGACAGCAGUGUGGAGGAUCUGCUGAGUUUAAGCUGCUCCUUCAUAGACUCAAACUAUUACAAAGACCAUCAAGGGGUACACUCUGUAUCAGUUACCACAGAAACAAGCCCUCCUACCCUGGUCUUUCCCAGUAGAUAUAGAGACAGUCCCCAGCACAGCUCCCAGCUCCAUCCCAAUCCACAUCCCUAUCCAUAUCCCUAUCAAGAGACUGAAAACAAAUCCAUACCCCAUCACACUAUUGUGGUCACCCAGUUCAACCCUAACCUGUUGCUGUCAGGCAGUGCCAUGGACGGCUAUAACAGUGAGUCGGUGGACCCUGUGGGUGUGGUGAGCACUAUGGUGAAUCUGAAUGGACCAGGAGGACAAGGAGACAUGAUGGAUUCUGACAGAGAGAGCUUCCCUAUCCUGAUCAGGUCCAUGUCUACAUCACGGAGACACAGCUUGGGCAUGCCCAUGUCUCCCAUCGACUUGGGGAGGAGGCUGAGCCUGGACUCCAUAGACAGCGAUGGAGAGAGGGAUGACUCUCUCCUCCGACCCUCCCACCUACAGGCCUUUAUAUACCCAGGAUGCCCUGAGCAGGAAGUGGAGGAGUCAGAUGGGACAGACCUCUCCAGAUCUGAAGCCAAGGAGACAGAAACGGAGGAGGGCAGUCGGUCUGGAAGGACAUACUCCAGAACAGAGAUCCUGGCCACAGAUGAGCGUGUUCACGUUGCACACGUGUCUCGUGUGGUGGAGACAUCUAAGAGGGCAGCAGGAGGUCAGUGUGUAGAGUAA